Molecule: messenger RNA, 4053 nt
Organism: Chanos chanos (milkfish)
Lineage: Eukaryota; Metazoa; Chordata; Actinopteri; Gonorynchiformes; Chanidae
Product: NACHT, LRR and PYD domains-containing protein 12-like
Exons: 15
Coding region: 1-4053 (1350 amino acids)
Molecular function (GO): protein binding
Source: RefSeq, a predicted model, not a curated record
AUGAGUCUGUCAGGAUCAUGUGAGGAAGAGGUUUCUGCCUCUAAAAUGAGUCAUUCUGAGGGCCACUGUGAAGCUGAGAGUGUUCAACAGGAGAGGUCAGACUCACCUGUACCCAGCUGUGUGUCCAUGAAGAGUGACCAGUCUAAAGGAAAACCACCUUACUUUAGAGAGAGAGAUUUCCCUGAUGAACAAAGUUUUAAGAACCUUCAGAGCAAAAUAAUCACCUUUGUGAAGAAUGAAUUGAAAAGACUGAAGAACCUUCUAACGGAGGAAAUGUCAGAAUGUUUUGGGGGUCUGAAGGAGGAUGAGACCAGUGCCAGAGAGGGAGCUCUGAAGAUCACACUGAACUUCCUGAGGAACAUGAACCACAAUGACCUCGCUGAUAUACUGGAGAAAAAUGAACUUCUUGUAACUUGUCACCGUGAACUUAAAUCAAAUCUGAGGAAGAGGUAUCAAUGUGUGUUUGAAGGAAUAGCAAAACAAGGAAACCCUACACUCCUCAAUAAGAUCUACACAGAGCUCUACAUCACAGAAGGUGGAAGUGCAGAGAUCAAUAGUGAACAUGAGGUCAGACAGAUUGAGGCAGCAUCCAGAAGACCACAAACAGAAGAGAUACCAAUACAAUGCAAUGACAUCUUUAAAUCCUUACCUGGACAAGACAAACCCAUCAGAACUGUGCUGACAAAGGGAGUUGCUGGCAUUGGAAAAACAGUCUCUGUGCAGAAGUUCAUUCUGGACUGGGUUGAAGGAAAAGCAAAUCAAGAUAUCAAGUUCAUAUUUCCACUCCCUUUUCGGGAGCUAAAUUUGAAGAAAAGAGGAAAAUACACCAUUUUGGAUAUUCUUCAUGAUUUUUUCCCAGAAACAAAGGAAAUUAAGUUUUCUACCAUUGACAAGAACAAAGUCAUGUUCAUCCUUGAUGGUCUGGAUGAAUGUCGACUUCUAGAUUUUCAAAGCAAUGAGAGUUUGUGUGAUGUAGCAAAACCAAGCUCCCUGAAUGUUCUGUUGACAAACCUCAUCCGGGGGAAUUUGCUUCCCUCUGCUCUGCUCUGGAUCACCUCCCGACCAGCAGCAGCCAAUCACAUCCCACCCAGGUGUGUCGACCUGGUCACAGAGGUAAGAGGUUUUAGUGACCCUCAGAAGGAGGAAUAUCUCAGGAAGAGAAUCAGAGAUCAGAACGUGGCCAGCAGAAUAAUCACACACAUCAAGUCAUCAAGGAGCCUCUACAUCAUGUGUCACAUACCAGUCUUCUGUUGGAUUUCAGCCACUGUUCUAGAGAGAAUGUUGGGUGAAUCAAAGAGUGGACAGAUCCCAAAGACUCUGACUCAAAUGUACACACACUUCCUGAUCUUUCAGACCAAACAGAGAAAUGAAAAAUAUGAAGGACAUAGUGAGAUGCAACCAGAGUGGAAUAAAAAAAUGAUUCUGUCACUAGGAAAGCUAGCCUUUGAACAGCUGGAAAAGGGGAAUUUGAUCUUUUAUGAGAAAGAUCUGAAGGAGUGUGGGAUUGAUGUCAGAGAAGCAUCAUUGUACUCAGGAUUCUGCACCCAAAUCUUUAGAGAAGAGCUUGGAAUGUCUUUGGGAAAAGUGUUCUGCUUUGUGCACUUGAGCACUCAGGAAUUUCUUGCUGCCUUAUAUGUGUUCCUGAAAUUCAUCAACAGCCAUGUCAAUAUCUUAUCCACACAAAAAUACUUCAUUACAAGCAGGAGAACAUUACUCAUAGGAAAUGAUCUUUUCAGACUGUACAAAGAUGCAGUUGACAAAGCCCUAGAAAGUGAAAAUGGACACUUAGACCUCUUCCUCCGCUUCCUUUUGGGCCUCUCACUGGAGUCAAGUCAAACUUUGUUGCAAGGCCUACUGACUGAGAAAAGCAGAAGAUCACUGUGCAAAGAGGAAACAGCAAAGUACAUCAAGAAAAAGAUCAGAGAGAAUCUAUCUCCAGAGAAAUUCAUCAAUCUGUUCCAUUGUCUGAAUGAACUGAAUGACCAUUCUCUAGUGGAGGAGAUCCAAAGCUACCUGAGGUCAGGAAGUCUCUCCAGAGCUGAACUCUCUCCUGCUCAGUGGUCAGCUCUGGUCUUUGUGUUACUGACAUCAGAGGAGGAGCUGGAUGUCUUUGACCUAAAGAAGUUCAUCAGAUCAGAGGAGUGUCUUCUGAGGCUGCUGCCAGUGGUCAAAGCCUCAAGAAGUGCUCUACUUUCAGACUGUAGUAUAACAGAGGAAGGAUAUGCUGCUCUAGCUUCAGCUCUGAGAUCAAACCCCUCACACCUGACAGAACUGGAUCUCAGAGGGAAUGAUCCUGGAGAUUCAGGAGUGAAGCUACUAUGUGAUUUAUUGGAGGAUCAACACUGUAAACUGCAGACACUGAGACUUGCAAACUGCCACAUUACAAAGGAAGGCUAUGUUGCUUUAGCAUCAGUGUUAGGAUCAAGCCCCUCACACCUGAGAGAGCUGAAUCUGAGCAGGAAUAAACCAGGACACUCAGGAGUGAAAGGGCUCUCUGUUCUAUUGCAGAGUCCUCACUGUAAACUACAGAAACUAAUAUCAAACCCCUCACACCUGAGAGAACUGGAUCUCAGAGGGAAUGACCCAGGAGACUCGGGAGUGAAGCUACUAUAUGAUUUAUUGGAGGAUCAACACUGUAAACUGCAGACACUGAGGCUAGAAAGUUGUAAUCUCACAGAGAAAAGCUGUGCAGCACUGGCCUCAGUUCUCAGCUCAAACAUCUCCAGUCUAAGAGACAUAGACCUGAGUAACAAUGAUCUGCAGGAUUCAGGAGUGAAAGUACUCUCUACUGGACUGCAGAAUCCACGUUGUAAAAUGGAGAAACUGUGCCUGGAAAGGUGUAAUCUCACUGAAAAAAGCUGUAUAGCGCUGGUCUCAGUUCUCAGCUCAAAGUCCUCCAGUAUGAGAGAGUUGGACCUGAGAGACAAUAAUCUGCAGGAUUCAGGAGUGAAGCUACUCUCUGCUGGACUGGAGAAUCCACACUGCAAAUUACAGAGACUGUGGCUGUGUAAAUGCAGGAUAACAGAAGAAGGCUGUGCUGCUCUGGCCUCAGCUCUAAGUUCAAACCCACACUCACACAUGAGAUAUCUAAAUUUGAGUGAGAAUAAACCAGGAAAUGCAGGAGUGAAGCUCCUCUCUGCUCUGGUGACGGAUCCACACUGUAAACUGGAGAAACUGGAACUUGCAGACUGUAGUGUAACAGAGGAAGGAUAUGCUGCUCUGGCUUCAGCUCUGAGAUCAAACCCCUCACACCUGAGAGAGCUGGAUCUCAGAGGGAAUGAUCCCGGAGACUCAGGAGUGAAGCUGUUCACUGAUUUAUUGGUGGAUCCACACUACAAACUGGACACACUGAGUCUUUCAGACUGUAAUAUAACAGAGGAAGGAUAUGCUGCUCUAGCUUCAGCUCUGAGGUUAAACCACUCUCACCUGAGAGAACUGGAUCUCAGAGGGAAUGACCCUGGAGACUCGGGCGUGAAGCUGCUCUGUGACUUACAAGAAGAUCCACACUUCAAACUGGAAACAGUGAGAAUCAGUGAUUGUGAGCUGACAGAGAAAAGCUGCUCAGCUCUGGUCACAGUUCUAAGCUCAAAGUCCUCCUGUCUGAGAGAGCUGGACCUGAGUAAGAAUAAUCUGCAGGAUUCAGGAGUGAAGCUGCUCUCUGGUGGACUGGAGAAUCCACACUGCAAACUACAGACACUGAGGCUGAGGUCCUGCAGUAUAACAGAGGAGGGCUGUGUCGCUCUGACAUCAGCUCUGAGAGAAAAUCCCUCACACCUGCGAGAGCUUGAUCUGAGUUAUAAUAAACCAGGAGACUCAGGAGUGAAGACGCUCUCUGUUAUGUUAAAGAAUCCACUCUGUAAACUGGAGACACUUAAGCUGAGGUCCUGCAGUAUAACAGAGGAGGGCUGUGUCGCUCUGACAUCAGCUCUGAGAGAAAAUCCCUCACACCUGCGAGAGCUUGAUCUGAGUUAUAAUAAACCAGGAGACUCAGGAGUGAAGACGCUCUCUGUUAUGUUAAAGAAUCCACUCUGUAAACUGGAGACACUUAAGUGA